Tripterygium wilfordii is the source of this 564-nucleotide messenger RNA. Its product is annotated as transcription factor MYB101-like. Bases 1 to 564 code for a protein of 187 amino acids. NCBI's taxonomy places the organism in Eukaryota, Viridiplantae, Streptophyta, Magnoliopsida, Celastrales, Celastraceae. The record is from RefSeq and is a predicted model, not a curated record. The transcript has 4 exons.
AUGAAUCACCUUAGUCCGAAAGUCAAUCCUAGGGAGUUAACGAAGGAAGAAUGUGAAACUAUCAUGAGACUCCACGUGGAACUGGGAAACAAGUGGUCAAUGAUUGCAAGGAUGCUUCCAGGAAGAACAGAUGACCAAAUUAAAAGCUAUUGUAGAAUGAUGGGUCGAAAGAGAGCAAAGCUGAGCUCCACUCCCGCAUACGUGGCCGAGUUCACUGCUGCCUCGUUCUGUCUCAACAACACCGACAUUGAUAUUGAUAGUGAGGAGUCGGUACAAGAGCUAAUGGGAGAGAACUUUGAUCGGGAGUGUGCUUUCUGGUCUGCUGCCGAUUACCUGUAUUAUGGGUCUUCUCUUGGAUCGGUCCCUGUUUCAUGCUUGUCUCUAUACAUAUUCCAUCGCUGCAUCUCCGUUGCUGAAUUCCAUAUUAUGGUCAUGGCUAAAGAUGAGUGGGUGAGGGCGGCGAUGACGGAUGACAUGGUGGUGGUGGAACUGCUAGUAAGGGUGUUCCUUCUCAAGUGGGGGAUGCGACAGCCGGGAAUGAGGCUCGCGGUGCUGUGGCAUUGA